AAACGGUUUUCAUAUCAGCGUAAAACCACAAAUCAGUUUCCUGCAUUUUCUUCCUUUCUUAUAAGCUCAAUCACAAUCGCUAUUUUUGCUUCCACUAUUUUCUCAACUAAUUCCAUUAAAAUGUUUUCGACAAUUGCUGUGCCUUCUAAACAAACAAAGCCCCAUCGCCGUGAGAUCUCCGCCGUGCCGGAGAGUGAGAUACUCAGGAGAAGAAAUGAAGAGUUGGAGAAAGAAUUGAAAAAGAGCAUUGAGAGAGAAGAGAAAAUGAAGCAGGAAUUGCAGAAAACAUGGGAAAGGCUGAGGGUGGCGGAGGAGGCGGAAGAGCGCCUUUGCUCUCAGCUCGGUGAACUUGAGGCCGAGGCUGUUAAUGAGGCUCGAACUUACAGGACACGUGUCAUCCAUUUGAUGGAUCAACUCUCUUUGGCCCAAAAACUUCUCGAAUCAGCUUCUGUUACCGUUCCCAGUUCCCAAUGAUUGUAGGGGUAAUGGAGUUUGACGCUUCAUCUCCAUUUUCAAACUAGGUAGAGCACGUACGACUGUAAAAUUAUGUGUUGGUUUCUUGUUCAAUGCAAAUGAAAGAUAAAAGAUUAGACAAUCGGAUUAAUAGAGGUGUAUAUUUACUUCUUCUUCUUUUCUUUCUUUUUUUUUCGUCUUUGUCGUCUUGGAGGUGUAAUGAGGGAAUUUUUGUUUCGGUUUA
This is a messenger RNA of Nicotiana tabacum (common tobacco), 697 nucleotides long. Its product is annotated as protein RESPONSE TO LOW SULFUR 1. Lineage: Eukaryota; Viridiplantae; Streptophyta; Magnoliopsida; Solanales; Solanaceae. Gene Ontology annotation, biological process: cellular oxidant detoxification. The record is from RefSeq and is a predicted model, not a curated record.